AGUGCAAGCUGUACCAAAGAGUCACAUCCAUUGCAUGGCUGACUUUACAGAUACAUUGUGUUCUUAUUCUUUCAUUGUACAGCAGUUGUCUAUUGAUUGUCAGUUUAACAGUUUAAGCAACUGGGGCUGAAAUUGUGGGUGUAGGAUUCAUCCCAUGCAGUUGGGGGCAGUGCAGUUUUACAACACGACAGUCAGUACACACGCUUCCUUGACAACAUCUUGAUCAGUUGAGGUUGUGUGUCCAGACAACCUCCAUUGUUUUUUAAUACUCUAGCAGUGAAAUUUUAAGUGAAAUUUUCUGUUCGGACCCCCGGUAAAUUACAAUUACAACAUUGCGUUGUACUGGACUACAAAGCAUCGAAAUAUUAAUGUAACGUCGACCGGGAGCCACGCUAAUCUAACUGCACUACUAUCCAUGAAGGUCACUGAAGUUGUUUAUUUUUGCAUGACUUCAAGGAUUAAAGUCCUCCGUCGUAAUGACAGAAAUCCAUCAGAAGGAGGCGCUAAAGGUCAAUCAUGAGAUUGACGCAGAUCAACGGGGGAAAUGGGUUGUGGUGCUGCUAUAAAGAGAAUAGCAGGACAACCCUGAGGGAGAUGAAUCCGGGCAGAGCUCCCGGACGGAGGAAACCUGGGAUUCGCCCAGUGAGGAAGAGGAACAUCUGUACGCUACAUCACCCCCUUAUACCCCACGUCAGAUGAAACGAAUGUCUGGCAAACAUCAGAAAAGCAACCAAUCAAGAAGUGGUGGACGUUCUCCCAGCAAACCCGACCUCAGCCCAUCAGUCCUGAAAGAAAGCCCCCGACCAGCGGAGACACCAGAGGAGCACAGCUACAAGCAGGGCAAGAAACAGAGGGCCACCCUGCGCAACACUGAGAGAGAUCAUAAGAAAACCUUUGAGGACUCAUUCAUGCUGGAUCCGCUGUCUAAGUCGGGCCCCUUUGGUGCCAUCAACAUGGACCCCAGGAAGCACUACCUAAGCUUGGGCUGCAGCAGUUGCAAACUCCCUGUGUCCAUGCCCCACAUCUCCCGCACCCAUCGGCAGACCUCUCGGACAGACUGUCCCGCAGACCGCCUGAAGUUCUUCGAGACACUGCGGCUGCUUCUCAAGCUUACGUCAAUGUCGUCUAAGCGCAAAGAGAAAGAGCAGCGAGGCCAGGAGAUCAUGGCGUUCAUGGGGCAUAACAAUGAAGUCAUUUGGUUGGAGCUACAGGCGUGGCAUGCGCGCCGCUCCAUCAGCGAUCAGGAUUUCUUCCUCUACACCGCCCGCCAGGCCAUCCCCGACCUUAUUAACGAGGUGCUACAUUUCAAGGUGAACUACGACAGCCUGAGACAGGCUCAGUGUUCAGGGUCCCCAACAUUACAACCUGUUAGGACUGAUUCUAAUCGAGGCGUGAAAAAUGAACGUGCGUCCACUCUAGUGGAGCCUAACCACUGUGGAGUCGAUCCAUGGGGCUUUAGUGCUUGCCCCUCCACUGCCAUGAAUGCAGCGGAGCCUCUUGGUUCUGGUGCUGACUGCAGAGAUCACCUACAGAGGCAACGUCUGGCUUUUGACCAGGUCAAGCGAGUUAUGGAACUGCUAGAGUAUGUGGAAGCACUAUACCCCUCGUUGCAAGCCCUGCAAAGGGACUAUGAAAAGUAUGCUGCGCGAGACUUCCAGGGCAGAGUGCAGGCGCUCUGUUUGUGGCUCAACAUAACCCAGGACCUCAACCAGAAACUGCGCGUCAUGGCCACUGUCCUGGGCCUCCGGGACCUGUCUCGCAUCGGCUGGCCCGUCUUCGAGAUCCCGUCACCUCGCUGCUCCCGUGGCAACGAGGAAGACGACAAUGAGGAGGACGAGGAGAAUGACUCCACCGCCACGUUUACAGCGGAAAGUGAAGACGGGGAGGACAGGGAUGCUGAGGAGGAAGCAGAGGAUGAGACCGUGGCAUGUAUUUUUGCUGAGGGGGAGCUAUCACCCACUCGGACUCCCAAAUUCGCUCAGUCACCAUCAGAGGAGUUUCUUCCUAUGGCAGCGUUGGGGAGUCCAGAGGCAGCGGGAGAAGGGGGCAUGUUCUGCCCCACAGCAAUAUACAGGCCCUUUGUGGAUAAAGCACUGAAACAGAUGGGACUGCGCAAACUAAUUCUCAGACUGCACAAAUUGAUGGACCGCUCUCUCCAAAGGUCACGAGCAGCCCUGUUGUGCCACACACCUGCACUGGAGUUUGCCGACUUCCCUGACCCAAUGCUGUACAACGACUACCUGCCGGAGCUGUCCCGCCUCGGUUCCUGCAGUGCUUCGGCUGACCCCGAACUCUGCGCGGACCAGGUGUCGUGGGAGGAUUUGCUGGACAUGGACCUCCCAUCUUUCCGGCCAGCCUUCCUCGUGCUCUGCAGAGUCCUCCUCAAUGUCAUCCACGAGUGCCUAAAACUGCGAUUGGAGCAGAGACCUGCUGGAGAACCUUCUCUACUCAGUAUCAAACAGUUGGUCCGUGAGUGUAAGGAGGUUCUCAAAGGCGGUCUCCUUAUGAAGCAGUAUUAUCAAUUCAUGCUGCGCGGCGUAGUCACAGAUGCUCAGGGCCUCCAGACCAAUACCAACAUUGAUGAGUUUGAGGAGGACCUACACAAGAUGCUUGUGGUUUACUUUGAAUACAUGCACAGUUGGAUUCAAAUGUUGCAGCAGCUGCCUCAGGCCUCUCACAGUUUAAAGAACCUGCUCGAAGAAGAGUGGCACUUCACCAAAGAUAUCACCCCCUACAUCCGUGGAGGGGAGGCUCAGUCUGGGAAGCUUUUCUGUGACAUUGCUGGGAUGCUGCUCAAAUCUACUGGAGAGUUCCUUGAUGCUGGCCUACAAAAGAGUGGCAAUGAGUUCUGGGAAAGUGCCGACGACAGCACUGCUUCUGAUGAAAUUAGGCGCUCGGUGAUCGAGACCAGUCGUUCACUUAAAGAGCUGUUUCAUGAGGCCAGAGAACGAGCGUCCAAGGCGCUGGGUUUUGCCAAAAUGUUACGCAAGGACUUGGAAGUUGCCGCUGAUUUUAGAAUCAUCAAUGGAGUGCCUUCACUCCUGGAAGCUCUCAAGAAGAGAAACUAUGUUAAGGUCCAGAUUCCCGGCCUGGAAGAGCUGCAAGUGUUUGUUCCCUGUGGCCUGCUGGCUCAGCGGCCGCUCAUUCUGCAGUUGCUCAAUGCCGCUGCGGGAAAAGACUGCUCCAAAGAACCCGAUGAUAUGACGGAGGAUGAGGCAUUCCUGCUCAUGAGCAAACACCGGACCACGGUCUUGACGACCGAUUCGGAAUGGGCCCAGUGGGACGGAGAGCUACUUAAACUGGUUCCCACAAUGGAAAUUGUCGACACUUUGAGGGCCAUGAAGGUGGAGAACAUGCUCUUGAUCGUGAUGCAGUCGGCUCACCUAGUGGCUCAGCGGAAGGCAGUUCAGCAGUCCAUGGAGGAUGUGCUCACUCUCAGCCGCGAGCAAACAUCCAGUCAGCCUCUGAUCGCAAGUGCUCUGGAGGAGCUCAAGGAUGAAGCCCUGCAGCUCUGCAUCAAGAUCAGUUCGGCCAUCGACCGAGUGGAGUUCACAUUGGAGUUUGAGGUUGAGGUGGAUGAGUCUGAGUCGUCCACUCUACAGCAGUACUACAGAGAGGCAAUGAUCCAAGGCUACAAUUUUGCCUUUGAGUACCACAAGGAAGUGGUGCGGCUCAUGUCAGGGGAGUACAGGCAGAGGAUCGGUGAACGCUACAUAGCCUUUGCUCGCAAGUGGAUGACGUAUGUCCUGACUAAGUGUGAGAGUGGCCGGGGUACCAAGCCCAGGUGGGCCACACAAGGGUUUGAUUUUCUUCAAGCGAUUGAGCCUGCCUUUAUAUCAGCAUUACCAGAGGAUGACUUCCUGAAUUUACAAGCUCUGAUGAACGAAUGCAUUGGACACGUGAUUGGGAAACCUCAUAGCCCGGUCACUGGCCUAUAUGUUGGGCCCAGAAAUAGCCCUCGGCCUGUUAAAGUCCCUCGCUGUCACAGUGACCCACCAAAUCCAAAUCUCUUCAUCCCCAAUGCUGAACCUUUCAGCUCUCGAAGUCUCCCCUGUGACCUCCGGAAUCAGCUUUUCCCCAACGGCCCUCGGCCUAUCCCACAGGGCCCGGGGGAACACGGACACGCCAAAGCUCCUGGCAGCACCCCCAAUGACGUCAGGGGAUCCAGUUUCCACGAGAACGACCGCUUGUCAUCAGUUGCCGCUGAGUUGAAUUUCAAGUCGCUGAGCCGCCAUUCAAGCCCCACAGAGGAUCGAGAAGAACCUUCUUAUCCAAAGGGCGAUUCCAAUAGCACCACGCGCAGGAGCUGGGAGCUCCACACCUUUAUUAGCCAAUCCAAAGAUUCUGCGGCUCGGCAGAGCCCAUUGGAAGCUGUCCGGCGCUCCAUCCGUAAGUUUGAAGAGAAACGCUAUGCCGUGAUGAAGCAGCGCAACAUCAUUGGUCAAGUGUGUAACACGCCCAAGUCCUAUGACAAUGUGAUGCACGUCGGCCUCAGAAAGGUUACCUUCAAGUGGCAGAGGGGAAACAAGAUUGGUGAGGGCCAGUAUGGGAAAGUGUACACCUGCAUCAAUGUGGACACUGGAGAACUCAUGGCCAUGAAAGAGAUUAGAUUCCAGCCAAAUGAUCACAAAACUAUCAAAGAGACAGCUGAUGAACUAAAAUUAUUUGAAGGCAUCAAGCACCCAAACCUGGUCCGUUACUUUGGAGUGGAGCUUCACAGGGAGGAGAUGUACAUCUUCAUGGAAUAUUGUGACGAGGGCACACUGGAAGAGGUGUCCAGACUGGGACUGCAGGAGCACGUCAUCAGACUCUACAGUAAACAGAUCACCACCGCCAUCAAUGUCCUCCAUGAACACGGGAUCGUCCACAGAGACAUCAAGGGAGCCAACAUUUUUCUGACGUCUUCUGGCCUCAUCAAACUGGGCGACUUUGGCUGCUCUGUCAAGUUACGGAACAACACUCACACUAUGCCAGGCGAAGUCAACAGCACCCUUGGGACAGCUGCAUACAUGGCACCUGAGGUCAUCACCAGAGCAAAAGGGGAAGGUCAUGGCAGAGCAGCAGACGUAUGGAGUUUAGGCUGUGUCCUCAUUGAGAUGGUCACAGGAAAGAGACCUUGGCAUGAGUAUGAGCACAACUUUCAGAUCAUGUACAAAGUUGGCAUGGGCCACAAGCCCCCCAUCCCAGAGAAGCUGAGUACUGAGGGCAAGGACUUCCUGGGCCACUGUCUGGAGAGCGAACCAAAGCAACGAUGGACGGCGAGCAUGCUGCUUGACCACCCCUUCGUCAAGGUUUGUACAGAUGAAGAGUAAACACGAGUUACUUUUGGUCUUUCCAAGCACACACACUGUUGACCACGCAACUGUGGAUUCGUUGACUUUUUGGCUGAAGGCACAUGCAGUUAAACUAAGGAACACAAUCCAUACAGAGGACAUUUGGACCAGUGGACCUUUGUCUUUUGACUUUAAGUGUAUAUAUAAUGUAAGAAUUGCAUCUGCAUUCAUUUCUUGUAUAAACAAUAUUGUAAAGUCAAAAGUAAUUAUUGUUCUCACUGGCUUAAAAACCCGUUGAAAAGGUGUUGAGCAUUACUAUUAUUAUUUUUUAGCAAAUAAAUGGCUAGGGUCUGUAUGUGGUGGUGGGUGGGUACAAAACCUUAUGGCACUUUUACACUGUUUACCUAAGGGGGCAGUUAGUUGAGUAGAGGAGGGAAGAAUCUCAUUUCAGUUUAUCUUCUGCGCCUUGGGGGGUGUUGCCGAAUGGAAGGAACUGCAGCUUUUGAAAACCAUCCAAAUAUAUUUAUCUCUCACCAAGUGUGAGCAAUGGGAAGGAUUUUUUUUUUUUUUUUUUAAUUUUACUGAAAAAGCUGAAAGUAUGAAUCCUGCGCUACCCAUACGACAGAGGAUGAACGUGGCCUGCCCCCACUCUGCUGCUCGAGUCUUGCUGCUCUGUUUGCAAUGUACAAACAAUAAUAAACCAACAUUUUUUUAAAGAAACUUGU
This is a messenger RNA of Corythoichthys intestinalis (scribbled pipefish), 5998 nucleotides long. RefSeq names its product mitogen-activated protein kinase kinase kinase 4 (gene map3k4). The transcript has 27 exons. NCBI's taxonomy places the organism in Eukaryota, Metazoa, Chordata, Actinopteri, Syngnathiformes, Syngnathidae. Gene Ontology annotation, molecular function: ATP binding; protein kinase activity. Gene Ontology annotation, biological process: MAPK cascade; protein phosphorylation. The record is from RefSeq and is a predicted model, not a curated record. The coding region runs from base 696 to 5312 and encodes 1538 amino acids.